ACCAGUCAGGUACCGGCGUUUGAAUUCAGAGCAAAAUGUUCUCCAAAAUCGUAGCCUUGUGCGGUUUGGUGGCGGUGUGCCAGGCUGGUCUCUUGCACCAUGCCCCGGCGGUGUCACACCAGAAUAUCGUGCACCACGAACAGCACCACCAGACCCCGGUGCACUACGUCCAAGCCGCGCCCGCUUACCAUGCCGCUCCCGCCAUCCAUGCUGCCCCGAUCCAUGCCAUCCAUGAAGCCCCCGCUGUCCAUGCCGCUCCCGUUCAUGCCAUCCACGCCGCUCCUGCUCACCACGAGGAGGAACACUAUGUUGAUGAAUACGCUCAUCCUAAAUACGGAUACUCGUACUCCGUUGAGGAUCCCCACACCGGCGACCACAAAUCCCAGCAUGAAACCCGUGAUGGUGAUGUCGUGAAGGGAGAGUACUCUCUGCUGCAGCCUGAUGGCUCCUUCCGCAAGGUCACCUACACCGCUGACCACCACAAUGGAUUCAACGCCGUGGUGCACAACACCCCGCCGGUCAUCCAUCAUCAUUAAGAAGGCCCGUGUACCCAAUCUGUGAUAUUAGAGUUAAUGUGUUGUAGUUUGGUCGCUAAGUCCAGUCCCUAAGUCUUCCAUAUGUUCUCAUUUCCAUUAGUGCGUAUCAUAUUUUGUUACGAAAUUUCGUAUUAUGUUACCUUGUAGCAAAUGAUUUACAAAGAGUAACCGCAUAUCUACAGAAACGCCCUUAUUACUCUUAGUGUUAUACUUUGUAGUACUAAACUGUUAGAACAUUCUUCUAGUUCUGGUUAUCGCUUUGUAAUAUCUAUUUAGUUAUUUGAUGCUUCUGUAAAUAGAUACUUGUUGUAUAUUAGUCAAAAUGUAGCAAAUAAAAAUCAUGUUGAUAAAAUUGA
Molecule: messenger RNA, 892 nt
Organism: Cydia pomonella (codling moth)
Lineage: Eukaryota; Metazoa; Arthropoda; Insecta; Lepidoptera; Tortricidae
Product: cuticle protein 19-like
Exons: 4
Coding region: 36-536 (166 amino acids)
Cellular component (GO): extracellular matrix
Source: RefSeq, a predicted model, not a curated record